AUUUCUCGAGUUCGCCGCAGUCGGUCGGCCAGCCGCUUCCCGGGUCUUUGCCAAGUGGGUUUAUGAGGUCUGAGGCGUGUUGGGGCGCGCUCGCAUUCUCGCAAAAGGCUCCUCCCCAGGGCUCAUUCCCCGACUGCGGGCAGCCCUUUGGUGCCCCAGGAGCCUUGGGUUUCCUCUGACCUCGGCGCUUCCUCCUCCCUCCCCACCGCCUGGUUCCGUGCGACCCUGCCCCCGGGGAAGGGCGGCCCCCAUCUUAGGACUUCCGACCCAAGCCAACCCAGAAGGUACCUUCACGUCGAGGAAGAUUUUUAUCACAGCCUCCAAAACCCAGCGGUAAUAGGGGCUUUCAACCUGAAAUACGGUUGUUAUUUUCCCGGUGCAGGGCUUGACAGAGAAAGUCAGCUUUUUAUUAAAGACAAAGAGGUAAAUUAUCAGCUGGGGCACUGAAGGGACGGCGGAGACCUGGCGCGCUUCCUCUCGUUGCCACGAGGAAUUUUGUGGGGGAGCGGCAGCCGGCGCUCAGACACCCCUGGGGUCCCGGGGGAGGAGCUCGGGGCAGGAGGACUUCCCCCGGUCCCUCCGGGCACCUGGAAGGGGGAGUUCUCCCAGUUCUGCACAAAGCCAGGGGCAUUUCACUUGUGAGCAAGCCUUACCGUCCUCCUCUCUCCUUUCUUCUUUCUCUUCUCUUUCUUUGACUCCCGUCUCCCUUUCGCCUCUGUGCUUUCUCCUCCUUGUUCUCCUCUCCCUACUUUUUCUCUUCCCUCUCCUCGCCCUCCCCCCCCUUCCCCACCGCACGCGUAGAGUGUCAUUUAUUUAUUUAUUUAUCACCCCCGCCAUCAACACCCUUUUAGGGCUCCCAAGCUUUUCAAUGUGAGUGGGAGGAGAAAAGGGCAGGAAGUGUUGACUGCAAGGGGGUGAAAUCGUGCCUCUCGGUGAUAGAUUCUGCCCCGGAAUAAACGAUUGGGAAAAAUCUUGGAAAAUGAGGAUUCGGAUCUGUUUAUGAAAGCCCGCUAUCCGAUGGGAACCAACUCCGCGCGCGUCUCCUCCUCCCCUUUAUUGUAUGGGUUUAUGGGUAUAUCUUCCCGGACUGUUGUUUGGGGGGGGGGGGAGUAUUAAAGAGGACGAUCUGAUCUGGAUCUUCUACACCGCGCCUUCUCCACCGGAUGCGCGCCCCCCAAUGCAAAGGAAUCCAGCAACAUCCCCCAAUUCAGACGCGGACAAAAGAAACUUUAAUUAAGGUCUUUGCCCCGCGCGCUGUGUUUCUCUCUCCCGAUGCUGGUGAUGUCCAACUCGAGGAUGCGAGAAAUAGAAAUGAUACAACCAGCCCGUGCCCUUGAACUCCAAUUGCUCCUGACUUGCUGUAUUGAUUUUUCUUUUUUAUAGUGUAGGCAUUCCCCCCCCCCCAUCAAAUUAAAGCCUUAGGAGACAUUCGACCUGGUGAGGGGUGAGGGGGGAACCCAUUCCUUUGCAAAAGAGAUAGUUCAGAACCAUUUGGGGGGAAAUUACACUAAAUAAAAAUUCAAGGUGUGAAAGCCUCAUCUUGGUUCUCUUGUCUUCAACACCAUGACACCUUAUCAUUAGAAGCGCUGAUUGUUACUUUCCGAGACUUUAGAUGAUCAGCCAGAAAGUGCAAACAACGCGGGGCUGGAGGUGUAAAGUUAUUUAAGUAGGCUUUUUUUUUUUCCCCCCUUUUGGUGCUCCGUCAAAACAUUUCACAAGUUAGGAAAAUAAAGUGGUUGUUCCGAAGCUCGGAAUGAUGGGUUCCUUCCCUCCCCCCAACCCCCGUUUCCAUAUCAGAAAAGAAAUAAAAUUCACAAUGAGCCUUUAUUUCGGGGGAGAAGACUUCAAAAUACGUGCCAGUAAUGGACAAUUUGAGCUUUUCACUGGAGAUACUCACACCGCAAGCUGGAAAGGGAUUAAAAAGCCCCACGUGGUUGAUCUGGGUUUAGACUUGCAACCUCUAGUUCCCCAUGUAUGUUCUUUGCAAAGAUUGGCCUCUAGAUGGAUGCGUGUGAGGGACUCUCUGGGGCCGGGGCUCGGCGCCUCGGGCUGGGCUGAUGGUGGGAGAGCUAUGAGCCGCGGGGCAGGGUCCUCACUGGGGGCUUCCUCUGCCGGCCGAGGCGGCCGGGCGCCUCCGGGACGCGAGCGCGCACGCCUCAGCCCGGCCGCCGCGCUCCUCGCACCGCCUUCUCCGCAGGUCUUUAUUCAUCUCAUCUCCCUCUUCCCCUUCUCCUCCUCCUUUGCCUCCUUCUCCUCCUCUUCCUCCUCCUCCUCCUCCACCACCACCACCACCACCACCUCCUCCUCCGCCACCGCCACCUCCUCCUCGUGCAUCUCACUGGCCUGGCUCUGUGUUGCUCAGAGUGACAAAGACAAUGUCCCAGCCUUAACUUUGCAACCACCUUGCCUCCUUCUGGGGUUCAGCCGGGGGGAGGGGGGACAGCAGCCGCAGCCUCAGCAUCUCCUCCAGCUUCUCCUUCUGCUCUUCUUCAGCUCUUGGAUAAUUCUCCCCUUCCCCCCCCCCAGCCCUUUUCUCAUUUCUUUCUUUCUUUCUUUUUUCUUCCUGUCUCCUGCACGUUGUUGUUGUUAUUAGAAAGGCUUCGCGCACCCCCUGGUGCUCCGGCGUUUUGUGUGGCAGGAGAAGAUUGUCUUCCUUCUCUCUUUCUGUCUUGCUUUCUCUCUCCCUCUGGUUGCUCAUUAUUCAGAGAGAGACACAGAGGGAGGGAGAGAGAGAGCGCGCGAGGGAGAGGGAGGAGAGGAGAGAGAAGAGGAGAGAGAGGGGAGAGAGAGAGUGAGAGGGAGAGGGAGGGAGGGAGAGAGAGGGAGAGGGAGAGAGAGAGACGGAUAUCUCAGGUCAUCUGCAGCUGCAGCGAGUCUGAGGAGCCGAGGAAGGCAGGGAAGAUGGCGAUCCUCCAUUGCUGAGACCCGGCAGAAGCACAUGAGACUCCCAAACAACUUCCACAACAAUAACCCGAGCAGGAAGAGGAGAAAGAGAAAGAGGAUAAGGAGGCGGUGGGGCUGGAGAACCCGAAACACCUCCCGGCGCCGGGACGCUUCUUCUGUUCCUAAUGUGAGAAGGUAGGCCCAGAUCAUGGAGGUGCUACAGUGUGAUGGCUGUGACUUCAGAGCCCCAUCUUACGAAGAUCUCAAGGCGCACAUUCAGGAUGUCCACACGGCAUUUCUGCAGCCAACUGAUGUUGCUGAAGACAAUGCUAAUGAGCCACGAUCCGGGUCCAUGAAUGCCAGUAAUCAGACAGAAGUGGAGUAUUCUUCUAUAAAGGACGAAUUUGUGAUCGCAGAGGAUUUAUCAGGUCAAAAUGCAACUGCAUUGGGGACCGGAAGCUACUAUGGCCACAGUCCAGGAUAUUACGGUCAGCAUAUUGCCCCUAAUCCCAAACCAACAAACAAGUUUUUUCAAUGCAAGUUCUGCGUACGCUACUUCAGGUCGAAAAACCUCCUCAUCGAACACACAAGGAAGGUCCACGGAGCUCAAGCUGAAGGGAGUUCGGCGGGCCCCCCUGUUCCAGGAUCCUUAAAUUAUAAUAUCAUGAUGCACGAGGGAUUUGGAAAGGUCUUCUCUUGCCAGUUUUGCACAUACAAGUCACCUAGGAGGGCGAGAAUAAUUAAGCAUCAGAAGAUGUAUCACAAGAACAAUUUGAAGGAGACCACUGCUCCCCUCCCUGCCCCUGCUCCGAUACCAGACCCCGUGGUCCCACCUGUGUCCCUGCAGGACCCCUGCAAGGAACUGCCAGCAGAGGUUGUGGAGCGCAGCAUCCUAGAGUCCAUGGUCAAGCCUUUGACCAAGUCUCGAGGCAACUUUUGCUGUGAGUGGUGCAGCUACCAGACCCCCCGCCGAGAACGCUGGUGUGACCACAUGAUGAAGAAGCAUCGAAGCAUGGUCAAGAUCCUUUCCAGCCUCCGACAGCAGCAAGAAGGGACUAACCUCCCUGACGUGCAGAACAAAAACGCCCCCAGCCCCACUUCCAAUUCCACCUAUCUGUCCAUGAAUGCUGCAAGCCGGGAGCUGCCCAGCGCUAAUGUCUCCAACUUCCGGGGCUCCAUCAGUAACUCCAUCAUGAGACCCAAUUCUUCAUCUGCUUCCAAGUUUCCGCCCGUGUCUUACCCUCAGAUGAAGCCGAAGUCCCCUCACAACUCUGGCCUCGUUAACUUGGCGGAGAGAUCGCGUUAUGGAAUGGCUGACAUGACCAAUUCCUCCGCUGACCUGGAGACUAACAGCAUGCUGAAUGACUCCAGUUCUGAUGAAGAGCUGAAUGAGCUAGACAGCGAGAAUGGCUUGAAUGCUAUGGAUCACCAGACAUCGGGCUUGUCUGCAGAGCAGCUGAUGGGCUCGGACGGCAACAAGUUGCUGGAGACCAAGGGCAUUCCGUUUAGAAGGUUCAUGAAUAGGUUCCAGUGCCCCUUUUGUCCUUUCCUCACUAUGCAUCGACGUAGCAUCUCCCGCCACAUAGAAAACAUCCACUUGUCCGGAAAGACCGCCGUCUACAAAUGUGACGAAUGUCCGUUUACUUGCAAGAGCUCGUUAAAGCUCGGGGCUCACAAACAGUGUCACACGGGUACGGCGUCAGAUUGGGAUGCUGUGAAUUCCCAGAGCGAAAGCCUCGCUUCUCCACUGACCGAAGGGGUCGUGUCUUACGAGGGCUCAAGCAUCAACGGCAGAAAGUCAGGAGUCCUGCUGGAUCCCUUGCAGCAGCAACAGCCCCCGCCGCCGCCGCCCCCGCCGCCGCCCCCGCCACCUCCGUCUCAGCCGCCGCAGCUACAGCCCCCCCACCAGGUGCCACCCCAGCCGCAGCCCCAGCCCCCGCCGACGCAGCAGCCCCCGCCGCCCGUGCAGGCCCCGCCCCCGCACCCUUACAAAUGCACCAUGUGUAAUUACUCCACCACGACUCUGAAAGGGCUACGGGUCCAUCAGCAGCACAAACACUCGUUCUGCGACAACUUGCCAAAAUUCGAGGGGCAGACCUCAAGCCUGCCGUUGGAGAGUGAGACGGACAGCCACCCCUCUUCCAGCAACACUGUGAAGAAAAGUCAGACCUCAAUUCUUGGGUUGUCCUCCAAGAACAAUUUUGUAGCCAAGGCCUCCAGGAAGCUCGCUAACGACUUUCCCCUAGAUUUAUCGCCCGUGAAGAAGAGAACGAGGAUCGACGAGAUAGCAAGCAACCUGCAGAGCAAAAUCAACCAAACAAAACAGCAGGAGGACGCGGUGAUCAAUGUGGAGGACGACGAGGAGGAAGAGGAAGACAACGAAGUGGAGAUAGAGGUUGAGUUGGACAGGGAGGAAGAGCCGACGGAGCCGGUCAUGGAGGUGUCCACGUCCUUCUCGGCCCAACAGAUUUGGGCGAGAGACGCCGGGGAGCCCCAGAAGGAGCCCAGCUUCAGAAGCGUCGCCCACGACUACAAUGCCACCAACGGGGCUGAGAUUGAGCUCACCCUUUCUGAAGACGAAGAGGACUAUUACGGCUCCUCGACAAACCUGAAAGAGCACCAGGUUUCCAGUGCCGCUCUGCUGAACACCCAGACUCCCAUCUAUGGAACAGAGCACAAUAACGAGAGCACAGACUUUGGUGACUCCGGAAGGCUUUACUAUUGCAAACACUGUGACUUUAACAACAAAUCUGCCCGGAGUGUCAGCACCCACUACCAGCGGAUGCACCCAUACAUCAAGUUCAGCUUUAGGUACAUCUUGGACCCCAACGAUCACAGUGCCGUAUACAGGUGCCUGGAAUGCUACAUCGACUACACCAACUUUGAAGACCUGCAGCAGCAUUAUGGCGAACACCACCCGGAAGCCAUGAACGUACUCAACUUUGACCAUUCGGACCUGAUCUACCGGUGUCGGUUUUGUUCCUACACGAGCCCGAACGUCCGAAGCCUGAUGCCACAUUACCAAAGAAUGCAUCCCACGGUCAAGAUUAACAACGCAAUGAUAUUCUCCAGCUAUGUCGUGGAGCAGCAGGAAGGGCUGAAUACGGAAUCCCAGACACUGAGGGAGAUUCUGAAUUCGGCCCCCAAGAGCAUGGCGACUUCCACUCCCGUGGCUCGCGGGGGCGGUCUGCCAGCUACGUUUAAUAAAAACACUCCUUCGAAGACCUUUACUCCAGAAUGUGAAAAUCAGAAGGACCCCUCGGUUAACACUGUCGUCGUUUACGAUUGUGACGUUUGCUCGUUCGCAAGCCCCAACAUGCAUUCUGUCUUGGUUCAUUAUCAGAAGAAACACCCGGAAGAAAAGGCUUCCUACUUUAGGAUCCAGAAAACCAUGCGAAUGGUGUCUGUGGACAGGGGCUCUGCCCUUUCUCAAUUAUCAUUUGAGGUGGGUGCUCCAAUGUCUCCCAAAAUGUCCAACAUGGGUUCCCCACCCCCCCCACAACCCCCGCCACCAGACCUCAGUACUGAGCUUUACUACUGCAAACACUGUUCCUACAGCAAUCGGUCAGUUGUGGGAGUGCUUGUCCACUACCAGAAAAGACACCCAGAAAUAAAGGUCACUGCCAAAUAUAUCAGACAGGCUCCUCCCACAGCUGCAAUGAUGAGAGGGUCCGAGGGGCCCCAAGGCUCCCCUCGGCCACCCGCCCCCAUGCAACAGCUGAACCGUGGCAGCUCUGAGCGAGACGGCCCUCCUGUGGAGAAUGAGAUGUUCUUUUGCCAGCACUGUGAUUAUGGGAACCGGACGGUCAAAGGUGUCCUCAUUCACUAUCAGAAGAAGCACCGGGACUUCAAGGCCAAUGCAGAUGUGAUCCGGCAGCACACGGCCACCAUCCGAAGCCUCUGUGACCGGAACCAGAGGAAGCCUGCCGGCUGUGUGCUCGUCGCCCCCUCCAGCGUGGAGCGGGACAAAGCUACACUGCGAGCGCUCAAGUGCAGGCAGUGCUCAUAUACCUCCCCCUACUUCUAUGCACUGAGGAAGCAUAUCAAGAAAGACCACCCUGCCCUGAAGGCCACGGUCACGUCCAUCAUGCGGUGGGCGUUUCUCGAUGGCUUGAUAGAAGCUGGCUACCACUGCGAGUGGUGCAUCUACUCCCACACAGAGCCCAACGGUCUGCUCCUGCAUUACCAAAGGAGGCACCCAGAGCAUUACGUCGACUACACUUACAUGGCCACCAAACUCUGGGCUGGGCCGGACCCGUCCCCUCCCUCUCUGACGAUGCCCGCGGAAGCGAAGACGUACAGAUGCAGAGACUGUGUCUUUGAAGCCGUGUCCAUCUGGGACAUCACCAAUCACUACCAGGCCUUUCACCCCUGGGCCAUGAACGGUGAUGAGUCGGUGCUGCUGGAUAUCAUCAAGGAGAAAGACGCCAUUGAGAAUCCCCUCCCCCACUCCGCCGAAGAGCUGGUGGGUCCUGCGAACCGUGAAAACAGUUUGCCCCCGCCGCUCCCCGAGCAGGACGCCGAGUGCCCGGACGACGCGAGGCUUUCCCCAGAGAAAAGCAUGCAGCUGGCUUCGGCCAACCCGGCCAUAUCGUCCACCCCGUACCAGUGCACUGUGUGCCAGUCUGAGUAUAACAACCUGCACGGCCUCCUCACGCACUACGGGAAGAAGCACCCCGGCAUGAAGGUGAAGGCGGCCGACUUCGCCCAGGACAUCGACAUUAACCCAGGCGCCGUCUACAAAUGCCGGCAUUGCCCAUACAUCAACACCCGCAUCCACGGCGUCCUGACCCACUACCAGAAGCGACACCCGGCCAUCAAGGUGACCGCCGAGGACUUUGUGCACGACGUGGAGCAGCCGGCCGACAUGGCGCAGAACGACGUGGAGGAGACGAGCAGGAUCUUCAAGCAAGGCUACGGCGCCUACCGUUGCAAACUGUGUCCGUACACGCACGGCACUCUGGAGAAGCUCAAAAUCCACUACGAGAAGUAUCACAAUCAGCCCGAAUUCGAUGUCUUUUCCCCGUCGCCCCCGAAGCUGCCGGUCUCCCUCGAGCCCGAGGUGGCCACGGACGGGAGCCCCUCCCAGGUCUCCGUUACCGAGGAGGAGGUGGGAGAGGAGCCCGUGUCCACGUCUCACUUCUCUACCUCGCACCUGGUCUCCCACACGGUGUUCCGGUGCCAGCUGUGCAAGUACUUCUGCUCCACGCGGAAGGGCAUCGCCAGGCACUACCGCAUCAAGCACAACAACGUGCGCGCCCAGCCGGAGGGCAAGAACAACCUCUUCAAGUGCGCCCUGUGCGCCUACACCAACCCCAUCCGCAAAGGGCUGGCGGCCCACUACCAGAAGCGCCACGACAUUGACGCCUACUACACACACUGCCUGGCCGCCUCCCGGACCAUCAGCGACAAGCCCAACAAGGUGAUCAUCCCGUCCCCGCCCAAGGACGACUCCCCGCAGCUCAGCGAGGAGCUCCGGCGGGCCGUCGAGAAGAAGAAGUGCUCGCUGUGCUCCUUCCAGUCCUUCAGCAAGAAGGGCAUCGUGUCCCACUACAUGAAGCGCCACCCGGGGGUGUUCCCGAAGAAGCAGCACGCCAGCAAGCUGGGCGGCUACUUCACGGCCGUCUACGCGGACGAGCACGAGAAGCCAGUGCUGAUGGAAGAGGAGGAGAGAGGCAGCUUCGAGAAAGCCGCCGAGGUGGAGGGAAGCGAAGCCCCGGAGAUGGAGUGGCUCCCGUUCCACUGCAUCAAGUGCUUCAAGCUGUCCUUCAGCACGGCCGAGCUGCUGUGCAUGCACUACACUGACCACCACAGCCGGGACCUGAAGAGGGACUUCGUCAUCCUGGGCGGCGGCCCCCGCUUGCCGAACCCCGCCUACCAGUGUAAGCACUGUGAUAGCAAACUGCAAAGCACGGCGGAGCUGACCUCACACUUGAACAUUCACAAUGAGGAAUUCCAGAAGCGUGCCAAACGUCAGGAGAGGAGGAAACAGCUUUUGAGCAAGCAGAAAUAUGCAGAUGGUGCUUUUGCAGAUUUCAAACAAGAGAGGCCUUUUGGUCACUUAGAAGAGGUGCCAAAGAUCAAGGAGAGGAAGGUGGUGGGCUACAAGUGUAAAUUCUGUGUGGAAGUGCACCCGACGCUCCGAGCCAUCUGCAACCACCUCCGAAAGCACGUCCAGUACGGCAGCGUCCCGGCGGUGUCCGCCGCCGUGAAGCAGGAGGCUGAAGACCCUUCCCACUUGUUCCUGGAUGGACUGGAAGCAGCCAAAGAUGCCAGUGGCGCCCUGGUGGACCGGGUGGAUGGUGAACACUGCUUGCUUGAUGGAAUGUUGGAGGAUGAAACCCGGCCGGGGGGAUACCAUUGUAGUCAAUGUGACAGAGUCCUGAUGUCCAUGCAGGGGCUGCGUUCUCAUGAGAGGAGCCAUCUGGCCCUGGCCAUGUUUACCCGCGAGGACAAGUACGGCUGCCAGUAUUGCUCCUUUGUUUCUGCUUUCAGGCACAACUUGGAUCGCCAUAUGCAAACCCACCAUGGACACCAUAAACCAUUCCGGUGCAAACUCUGCUCCUUCAAGUCCUCCUAUAACAGCCGGCUGAAAACACAUAUACUCAAGGCUCACGCUGGUGAACAUGCCUACAAGUGUUCUUGGUGCUCCUUUUCCACCAUGACAAUCAGCCAGUUGAAGGAACACUCCCUCAAGGUCCACGGAAAAGCCCUGACCCUCCCUAGGCCACGGAUUGUCAGUCUGCUCUCCUCACACGCUCACCACUCCUCCCAGAAAACUACCCCAGCCGAAGAAGUGGAAGACUCUAAUGGUCAUGGUGAAGAUCAGCAAGAGACCUCGUAAGAAGCCCUUGACACAGGUGCUAGCCCAAGAGCUGGUGGAGACAAUAGAAGGUGACCCUGGAUCUCACCACCUGUCCCUCUGCCUUCUUGGAGGCUUCCACUCGACACCUGAGCCCAGCCCCACUGAGCAGGCGAGUUUAGAGCAGGCAGAAGACCUGUCUGUCCGAAGGGAAGAACCUACUGCUUUAAUGGUGAUUAAAAAACGUAGCUUAACCCAGAGCCAGGAUUUUCUUCCACAGCAUCAGAAUAGGGAAAAAGAAAAGGAACAAUGGUAAGAAACCCACCGGGUUUGUUGGUUUAGGAGACUCCCACUGCUGGGCAACGGUUUUAGAAAAACUCUGUGCUUUGAAGUGUGGCUUCUUGUUCUAUUCUUGAUAAACCAUUGCCUUUCUCACCUGAUUUCCAUAUCAUCACUUAGAGCUCUACACGUAUCUAAAUAUAUAUGCUUAUACUCAGAUGUGUUCUUUUCUCCUGGUUAUCUAAUCUUUGAAGAAAUCGCUACAGUUGUUUCCUGCCCGGGCUGACUGCACUGUUCCUAGCAAGCCGUCCAUUGUGACCAACUCCUUGAAGUCAGUAGGCAUCUUCCCUCCAGUCAGGUCUUGAGGAGGAAGCUCUGUGGCCUUGCCCACGGCCCGCGAGCUCUCAAUGCCAUCUGAAGUUGCUAGCAAGCUCUCUACGGUUGAGGCCAAGUCGCUGAUAUAAAGAGGCUUUUGUACUCCAAGUUUUGCGUUGGAUUUUCAGUGUGGUAAAGACAUCUAUAUGACGAGCAGCAGGAAACAUUACUUCCUCAUCACGCAAUUCAAAAGAGUCACAGGUGAAUUUUGCAUUUGGUAUUGUAAGAGCUUCUCAAUUAACAAUGGCAGAUGCCACCCAGAGUUUCCUCAAAAAAAAAAAAAAAAAGAAAACAUUAGAAAAAGGCUCCAUUACCACACAUUCAUUGUUUCCCAACAAAUUUCCAGCCAGCUUUGAGGAGGCUUUUUAAGAACGCACACUUUGAGUUACAAAUAACGUCUAGUGCGGAAGGAAUACCUACAAUGUUUGCUAAUGACUGUGGCAGAAAGAGAACGUGUUUUUGAAACUGGGGCACGCAGGAGCCCCAGGUUCUCUUCCUGUUUCUCGAUGGACUGGCCGGGGAACAGGAGGUCAUCUCAUCUCCACUUUGCUGAGUGCCAGAAGUCUCUAUGCAAAAUGCCUCAUCUCUACGCUACAUACCUGAGAUGAGAGUGCAUUCCCGAUAGAGGAAAACUGGUAAAACAGUUUGUACGGUGAAAAUAUAGUGAUAAAUGUGUGCAAGGAAUCCAUGAAUACUUUCUCAUGAAUUGCAGAGGGCUCCGUUUUCAUGGCCGUAGAAGUUGACCGUAGAAGAGUCACGGUGCAUUCAGAUACAUGGUGCCAGUUACACCCGUGCAUUUUACAAACCUCUGUGCCUCUCACUGGGUGCAAAAAAGGAGGAGAGAGUUGCAUAUGGAAUCAACUGAAGUGCUCCCAGGUAGCCUGAUACCAACUGUUUCAAAGUUUAGACUUCAUAGCUGAUUUAGGGUCAGAAGCAGAAAUGAUGCCUUUGGCUUCUUGGGAUGGCCAUGGAUGAUGAAUCUUAUGCCGUCCAAACUCUCAAAUGUUCCAGAAGCCAUUCUCCAGGUAAUUAAAAAAGACCCAAGUUUGUUUCAGUAGAAGUGGGUCAGUGUUUCAAUGGGAAGCCUCUGUCAACCUCGGUGUCCAACGAGAAAGUGCCAUUUGGUUCAUUGGAUUUUCCUUUUAAAUCCAGUUUUCCAGAGCACUUUUUUCAGUUUGAAUGCUCUUUGGAGCCUAGUAACACGUUUAUUGAGCACCUGCUUUGGGCCAGACCAGGAGCUCAGUUCUGGGGGGAUAUGAACUUUAAAGAAGUUACGGAUGGAUGGAUGGAUGGAUAUCUUAUUUUCAAAGAUAUCCUAGUUCGGCAGAGGUAAAAUAAAUUAAUCUCAUGCCCUGUCUUGGGCACUAGUAGGGAUUUUAAUACUUGUACCUAGAAAGAUCAAGGCAGAUCUUUGUCAUGAUGGCCGAUUUGAACUGAGUUGGGUUUUGAAAGAUGGUAGAAGUUGAGAAGGCUGAAAAGUAGAAGAAAGGCAUUGCAAGAUGAACAGUGGUGAAAGGAAACACACAGCGAAUGUUAGGAGCCCCUGUGUGGGUGUGGGGUUGGGUCGGUCUGGGAAGGUGCAGGAGGGCGGGAGCACCAACAGUGCAGAGUUUGGACCUUUUCCUGUCAGACACGGUGAUGGUCAUGUUUGCUCUUAGAAAAGAGAGGAAUCUUAGGAGGAGAAGAAACUUGGAAACAGAAUGCCUGUCAGGAACAUUUUGCAGUGGAAGCUGAUGCAUGCAACCACAGGACCUGAACCAGAGCUGUGGCCAUGGAGUAGUGGAUGGGUCACAGAGGAAGUGCCGUUCACAAGGUUGACCCAACAGGGCUUUCCACUCAUUGACCACAUAGAGCGAAAGAGAGAAAGGAAUCAAGGAGGAAUUGAUCUAAUUUUGUUGACUGGGUGGAUGGUGAUGCCAUUUGCAGAAAACCACAGUGAGACAAAUGUUUUUGUCCCCCAAAUAUAGGGCCUGGCGAACUGCAAGUCUUAACAGAUUUAGGUUAGACUUGCCUGAAUCCCCUUAUAGAGAGAGAGAGAACAUGAAGGUUCAUGUAAAAUCAGGCCAUUGUGAGACCCUUUCAAUGAACUUCAAUAGGAUGGGACAUGAACUCCAAAAAGAGAAGUUGGUCUUUUUAUUUAUUUAUUUAUUGCUGUUUUUGUCAUUUUGAAGACUAAUUUUUUUGUUUUGUUUUGUUUUCUCAUCUAUUCCCUGAUCAUAUUUCAAGGUUUUGUUUUUACUCAUCAGAAUGACAGGAAGUUUUCAAAGUGUGUUUCCUUCAAGUUUGGCCUCAACCUUAUUUUCAGGAUUAGGCGUUUGUUUUUCCAUUUGCCUCCAUGACAACCAAGCCCAGAAUUCCUAUAUAUAGUCAUCCAGCGCCCAUUGUCCCCCUGGCCAUUGUAGCAUAAUCUUGUGCAUCCAGGCCAGAGAGCUUCACUGAUGAUGGAAGAUGAGGAGGUGCUGGAGUCCUUGGCCUGGAGAUUUUCAAGGCAUAAUCAAAAGAAGGAAAUAAAGUAGUGUGCCUGCCUCUAGAGAUUUAUGUUCCCCUGUAGACACUAUCCAGAAGUUUUUGGAAUGGCCCAUAGAUGGAGAACAUUUUUGAGACUCUUCAAAGGAAAUGCUUGGAAAGUUGAAUCAAUGAUUUGUAGUUGGUGGUAUUCUUCUGGAUGCCAAGUUCUGCUCUGUGUUAAUAGCAUGAAGUAAACAACAGGUAUCUUGAGAAACAGAGGGAGAUACGUUGAGUUUCAAAGGGAUUUAGAUAGAACCUAAGAAAAAUUAUUAAAUAAAUAAACUUUUUGAGUCUGAGAAUCAUCUUGACAGCAUAUUGUUUUUGUAACUUAAAAUGGUAGGUGAUGGAUGGAUGGAUGGAUAGACAGACAAGCAGGAAGGCCUGAAUUUAAGAAAGUUGUCCACAAAUUCAAUCUAGCAACAUUUUCAUAAGUACCUUUUUUCAUAAGUACCUUUCUUUAUGAAAGGACCGUGAGUCUCUGUGGCUAUAAAAGCAUGUGAGGUACUAUUCCUGCCAAUCUAAAAUGUAAGCUCCACAAGGAUUCUUGGUUUUUUUGCACUGAUGUAUCCCAAGUGCUUAGGGGUGCCUGGCACGUAGAGGCCUCUCAAUAAAUAUUUUCUGAAUUAAUAGAAAAUUCGGAGCAAAUAUAUAGACUGACAUAGUAGAAACCCUCUUAUUUGAUGUGAUCAAUACUCACCUUCUCAGUUGUAGUUGAAAGUUUCUAAAUGCAGAGAAUCCUUUUUAAAAUGUCUUAAGCAUUUUAUUUUCACCUACAAAAUAGAUUCAUUCACCAGUAUUGGGAUGUAGGGUCCAGUGUAUGUAUUGGAGUCCUUUGACUGAAGUUCCCCAUUUCUUCUCUUGCAUAAACCACGGGCACGUACGUUGUAUCAUGUGUUACUUCCAGAUUCAGCUUUUUUUAAGUGGAGUGGUAAUUUAGACAUUUGUGGAACAGUCGUAGAGCAGAGUCCUUCUAGAUUUUUAUGUUCUCAAUCUUUUAUAGUUGGUCUUGCCAAAACAUAAUUUGUUGGAAUUUUUUUUUAGCAACUUGACUUUAUCAAGUCUUUCCAAAGCAUUCAAUGUAGCUUUCAUAGAAAUGACACUUUAUGCCCAUAUUCCAUCAUUUUAGGUCAUCUUAAUGACAUCAAACAAGCUCAUUGGCAAAUAUAACAGGUACAAAGAAGUCUGGGAGCGAAUCCAGUGGAUUGUUGUUAGCAUCAGCUCAACUGUUGGAAGCAGAGAUGGUUGGGCCCGCUGGAGGGUGACCCCCAGCACCAGCCCAGACACUGCUGCCUUCGGUCUUCUUGGGUCAGGAUGUUUUAAGGUCAGAGGCAUCGAUCUGGCCAAAUGUGAUGGUGGAGGUUGCUUAGGGGAACCUGUGAGUGUAAUGUGAGGUGUAAUGAGAUCCGGGUGAGAAUCCCGAUGUGUCUGUGCUGACGAAGCACCGAGGAGAUCAGCGUCCUAUCUGGAUUGUUGGGAAAAGUCAUCACAGUGUAGAUGACAUUUCAGCUGAGCUCUGAAGGAUGGGUAGAUAUUUGCCAGGCAAAAAGAGGAAGAAGAGAGCUCAGUAGCCCUGGUCAAGGACUCCCAAUGAUGAAAUAGGCAGAAUGUGCUUCUGGGAAUUGGGAACGAGCUAGAAGUGAGGCUGAACGCAUGCUCUGGGGCCAGACUGAAGAGCUCUGUGUACUGCACUCAGGAAUCAAGACCUCACCUUUGGGCACCGCAGCAUAAUCCUAUCAUGACCAUGUAAGUGAUCACAUGUCUGUGAUGUGCAUGCCGGCUAGACUAGAACAGAUCUCUGAGAAAGGAAGACCAGAUAGGAGGCUGUUCAAGCUGCCCAUGCAGGAUAUGAGGGCCUGAAUGAACAACGGGAAGGGAAAGCCCAGAGAGGGAGGUGGUUGGAGCUGAGCGUGACACUGGUCUCUAGGACGGGGUAGGGGCUCAAGCACUGCUGCCAAGGACAGUUGGGAGGAAGAAUCUCACAGCUGAAACUGGAACGAAGCAGCGAGCCAUUCACUAGCAUUCAGACACGUGGGCAAAGGAGCAAAAGGGCAAAAGGAGAAGUGUGGGCAAAGAGGAGGUCAGGCUUCAGCGCCUCAGGUUUAAGGAGUCCGACAUUUUAGAGAGCUUAAUCAUCUCAGAGCUCACUGGGUUUCUCAUGGCGGCAGGAUUCUCUCGUCCCCACAGAUACCUGGGUCACUAGCACAGACGUGAAGACACGUAGACUAUUUUUGUCCUUUGCCCACGCUUAUUAGCAGUUGUGUGCUAGAGGUUGCAUGGCAUUCCAGAAGUUUCCCAGCUAUUGACUAAAGUAGAUCUUUAAGUGCUCUCUUGAUAUUGUUAAUGUGCCCUUCUCCAGUUUUCUAUGAUUUCUUGACGGGAAAUAAUGGGCUGUAUUUACAGCAUUUCGGGGGUCCCACCCUCACCACCCCCCAUACUUUGGAUAUUUACAGUUGUUGCGGUUAAAUUAUCCACAGGUAAUAUUCUGUUUCUGGUUCCUUCUGCUACCAAACUUGAGUUGCUAAAUCACCCGCUUUUCUAAAGAAAACUACAAUUUAGGCAUUAUUUUGAACUUUCUAUGCUAUUUUAGAAGAUUUUAAAUUCUCCCUAAUGCAGUCUACCCCACUUUCUGGUAUACAUAUUUUUCUGUUCACACUCAUCCUCCGAUCUUCAUUCCUUUUCCCUGUUGGAAUUAGGUGACUUUUUCUCAUUGUGAUAAGAAUGGAGUUAUUUCAUUUCUAUUUACGACUUAAGGUGGAAGUGUGGUGAAUUGAACGUUCCAGCAUCUUCGUGUCUAGUGUUGACUUCAUUAAUGAACACACUAAUGCUAGUUAUUAGUGGGCACUCAAGUUUCUCUUGACGUUCUCCUCCGUCUCUCUUCUUCCAACAUUUCCUCAGUCACCACGUACUGAUUUUGCUUCUUCUCCACUAGCUCUUUAGGGAUGCCUCUAUCAGGACGUUUAUUUCUUUGCAUUUAUCACAAUCAGUUAUUUACGUGUCCAUCUGAGACAGCUGCUUGAGGACAGGAACCAAAUCCUAUGCCCCAGAACUGACUCUCCUGUUGACUUAGAUACUCAGUAAAUAUUUGCUGAACAAAUGGAUAUAACUGAAGCAUUUGCCCUCCUGGGCACCCCUGAUUUGCUUCCCUAAGAUCCUUUGUCUUUUAUUUUCUCCUGGUACUUGGUUCGCGCCGACCAAAGAGCCUGCCUCCCCAAGUCUGCAUGAACAUCUAGCUCAAAUAGAAUUAAGUGUGGUUGUUGGUGCCAAGAUCCUUCUGCUACGUUUGUACCUUCACUCACAUCCUCUCUGUGGAGCUGUAGAAAAUUGAGAAUUGAUCUUCCUGUACAGCUCCCUUUUUGGAUCACUCAGUGCAUAAGGGGGCUGUCCUCUGCAGCGCCCACAAUUUACUGCCCAAUUGAUUCUUACUCUUCCUGUAUCUCCCUUAAUCCUCCAAUAGUUAAAUUCUCCUGCUACUGUUCAUUUGUUCUCCUUGCCUCUUGUAUUCCUUCAAUCAGUGGAGUAAGUUUGCCAGACGUGGAGAAGGCCUGUGUUGUCACAACAGCUCUGCUCGCCCCCCUGCUAGACCCCAGCUCUGAGAACGUACCCCUGGUGUCUUCUUGGACUUUCACUCCCUAGAGCCCGCACAUAGCCUGGCACUAAGAGGGUGUUAACUACAUGUUUGUAGCCUCAGAAUAUUCAAGAACACUUCAUUCUAUCAUGCUUAUUGUGUUCCCAGAGUUCACUUGUUUGUCAUUUGCCUUUAUAAAAUCCAGUUUCUUGUGAUUGUUUCUGUGCUGGCUAAUUUUUAGAGAAAGAAGAAGGAAAAAAACCCCUAGAACUGAUAGUCACCUGGGUUUGGCUGGCAUUCUGGGAGAUGGACUAUAGCAAGAAGAACUCCUCUGGGAACAUGGCUAAGUGAGAGGCCUGGGAGGUUUCACCCGGAACCCAGCCCUUUCCCUGGUUUGAACACCUGUCCAAGAGCCACCGGAAAGCAUCCGCCUCCCGUCCGUGUACCUUUCUUUUCCCAGCCAGAUUCCACCCGAGGAAUUUCAGAGCAGUAUUACUUGAGGGCAGUUUAUCAGGCGUCUAUGAAAGCACGGGCCGGCGGGUUUCCGAUGCUGGGCAUCUGCUGUGUUCUCCUGCACAGCCUGCUUGUGGACUUGUCUCCUAUGUGAUCCCGUGUUUUCAUUUUUAUAAAGCAUCUUGCAAUUUUGGAUAUUCUUUUUCUUUCCCACGAACCUUGCUGUAUUUUUCCCCCACGUGUUCUGAAAGGCUUAUUUUAGUGUUUUCUUUCACAUCCCGUUCACUGUUACUCCCUAUCUGUCCUGUUUCCAUUUCUAUCUAUUCUAAUGUUAUUUCAAUUUUUCUGUCACCUUUUCUCUCUCCUCUCUGCUAAAUAUUUAUUGUUGAUGGACAAUAGAUACCUGAUGGGCAAAAUUCAGAUUUUAGAGUCAGACGAAUCUUUGUUCAAACCCAACCUCUGCCUCUUACUAUCCGUAUGACCAACUGCCUCAACUACCUCAUGGGUAAGAUUGUGAUGAGAACCUACACGGCACACCAUAGUUGUGAGAAUUAAUUGCUGGCAGUUCAAUAAAUUCCAAACCCAUUUCUAUAAGCACCAUGACCGUCCAUGCUAAAAUUCUAUUUUGAUCCUGAUUUUACAAAAUAUAAUUAUUUUUAUAGACCGUUGACGAAGUGGAUAGCUACCCGUGACUUAGAUUUAUCUUACAACUAUAACUGUACCUGAUAACGUAAUUUCUAAAACUUUGCACGUGAAUAUAGUCACAGGUCAGAGAAUUAAACCUCUAGACAGCAGGCAUGUCUCAGGGUUGGGUUAGGAACGUAGGGACCAGCCUGGUCUCUGCUCAUGGUUCCUCUUUAAGGAUUACUGGCCAUCCAGGUGAUAAAGAUGUGACCUGGGUGAGCACCUCGGGUUCAGUUUCUCCCCUGAAUUCACACCCCUGUGCUUCCGCUGCUGUAUUUCUCAGUGACCGCAAGCCCGGCUGUUGAAAGCACAGAGUUUUUUUCACUUUCUGUAAGCUCGGAAUGAAGAAAAUAGCCUUAAUGAUGAUUUUUAACCUCCGUGCGUGUCCUUCACCACUAACAAUCUGUUUGCCUUUCUAACCUGGGCACAAAAACGACCCUCUUCCUGUUCCUCAGGCUGUGCCUCGUGAACAAGCUAGAAUGUUCUGUAGCUUAGCAAGUGGGCUUUUUUAAGAUCGGUGGAAUCAUACACGCUCACGUCUUUGUCACUUUAGUGCCCAAAGUGCUAAAAUUGUACAUUAUUCACAAACUCCCAAGUGAGAGAGAAUGAGAGACAUAGUGUGUCUUGGCACCAGAGAAAAAAGUAAAGCUCUAAGAAGACCCAAACAGUUGUGAGCUGGGCAUUAUUACCAAUGUACCGUAAGCGGUGGGAUUUGCCCAUUUUCGUAAAUAAACCUGUCCAUCGGAUUUUAACCAGGAAAAAAAAAGGGGGGGAAUUCAUAACACGGUACAUACAGCUGUCCCUUUUGCAUUGCCAUUUACGAGGGAAGGGCGCUGAGCCUCUCUUUCUUGGAAGGCUUUCCCUCACCACUUCUUGCAUUUCUGUUUCUUCAAGUUUCAUGUAACAUAUAUAUACCGAAGUUAAAAUUUAGAAUUCGUUUUUUGGGAUGGAUGGAAUGAAAUGCAAUAGACCCUAGAGAUAAGAAAAAUGUGUUAAAUCAAAGGAGACUCCCUUCCCUUGGAGGGAGUCUCCCUAAGAGAUUAGUGCAGGUGUGAAGUUGGGGUGGGUGGAAGUUAGGGGAAGAUGAAUUCACCUGGCUUAUGAUCUGAGUCGGAACAACGGAAUUCUUUGCAGGUUUUGCUGUAAAGGGGUCGAAGCUGUCGGGGGCCUGUGUCUGAGGUGACAGCCAGCCUCCAUGCUAGCCUGCAGGACUCGCUGACUUGGGUGCUGGGUCUUGGAGGGAGCUGCUUUCUGAGAAAUGGACUAUUCCUUGGGAUGUUCAUUUUGGUCUCUGGGUAGAUUUGUGGGCGGCCGAGAGCUCACAGGCAGCGGGACCCCGUCUUGGCCUUGUUGGUCCCAGGAUUUCGAUCCUGUAGAGUGAAGAGCGAACAAGAGGACAGGGGCUUGUCAGGGUGCUGAUGGGGCAGUGCCCGACCCGCCGCUCAGGCCCAUGUUAACAAGAGAGGCGGAGUGUGUUUUGUGCUUCCUCGUGUGUGUGUUUUAAGCAGAAACUAGUCUUGAGAGCUUAAACAGAAAACAUCUUGAACAAUCCAUGCAAUGGUAAACAAACCUGCUAUUGAAAGGAAGAAUGAGAAGUUGACAAUUGCAUUAUUGUGAUCCUGAGUGGGUUCAUCAGCUAGGAUUGAGGAAUAAAGAAACCAGAGAUAAAAGACUUGAGUAAAAUGAAUUCGGUUGUGUCAUUCCUUUCUUCCUUUGUCUUCAGUUUACACCUGGUAAUGAACUCAUGGAGGCUUGGAGGUAUUGUUCAAGUUUCCUUUUCUUUUAUUUUUGUGUGUGUGGCAGGUUUGUUUACAAUUUCCAAAGGGGUUUUUUCUCCAUCUUGAGGAAUACAAAUUGAAGAGGGGGAGGAGGAGAACAAGAAGGGAAGGUAUUUUAGUAUUUUGAAGACAGGAGGUGGCCUCACAAUAAGGGAGGC
Mirounga angustirostris (Northern elephant seal) is the source of this 19485-nucleotide messenger RNA. RefSeq names its product zinc finger protein 462 (gene ZNF462). Gene Ontology annotation, cellular component: nucleus. The transcript is spliced from 8 exons. Lineage: Eukaryota; Metazoa; Chordata; Mammalia; Carnivora; Phocidae. Gene Ontology annotation, biological process: positive regulation of transcription by RNA polymerase II. Bases 3092 to 9727 code for a protein of 2211 amino acids. The record is from RefSeq and is a predicted model, not a curated record.